This is a messenger RNA of Salvia miltiorrhiza (redroot sage), 1666 nucleotides long. RefSeq names its product serpin-ZX-like. NCBI's taxonomy places the organism in Eukaryota, Viridiplantae, Streptophyta, Magnoliopsida, Lamiales, Lamiaceae. The coding region runs from base 94 to 1305 and encodes 403 amino acids. Gene Ontology annotation, molecular function: serine-type endopeptidase inhibitor activity. The record is from RefSeq and is a predicted model, not a curated record. The transcript is spliced from 4 exons.
UCUUAAAUCUGUUUUUUUGCGAGUAGCUUCACACAGUCAUACUCUCUCUCUCUCUCUCUUCCCCAAUAACACACUCUCUGAAACACGCAGAGUAUGGAGCUGCGAGAAUCCAUCCUCAAUCAAACUGACGUUUACCUUAUGCUGGCGAAGCACGUCAUCUCCGCCCACGCCAAAGACGCCAACCUCGUAUUCUCUCCCUUGUCGAUUCACGUGAAUCACGUCGUCUUGGGCUUGAUUGCGGCCGGCUCGGACGGCCCGACCCGGCUCCAGCUCCUUAGUUUUUUAAGAAGAGAAUCUACUGAGGAACUGGACUUGCUCUCCUCGCUCUCCUCGCAGCUGUUGGCCGACGGCAGCCCCCUUGGUGGGCCCCUUUUGUCAUUCGCCAACGGCGUUUGGGUUGAUCGCAGCGUUAGCUUGAAGCCCGCUUUCAAGGAUAUUCUUGACAAUUCUUACAGGGCUGCUUCAAUUCAUGCUGAUUUUCAGAAUCAGGCUGUUGAAGUAACAAAAGAAGUGAAUGCAUGGGCUGACAAGGAAACAAAUGGCCUAAUCAAACAAGUACUUCCAUCUGGUUCUAUCGAUGCUUCUACCAGGCUUAUCCUCGCAAAUGCAGUGUAUUUCAAAGGAGUCUGGAAUGAAAAAUUUGAUGCAUCUGAAACAAAAGAUCACGAGUUUUUCCUCUUGAAUGGAAGCUCAGUUAAAGCACCCUUCAUGACCAGCAAGAAGAAGCAAUAUCUUCGUGCUUUCAAUGGCUUCAAAGUUUUGGGGCUGCCAUACAAACAAGGUGAAGACAAGCGUAGGUUCUCAAUGUACAUCUUUCUUCCUGAAGCCAAAGAUGGUCUGCCGGCUUUGAUAGAAAAAGCCGGCUCGGAAUCUAGAUUCAUUGAACAUCACCUCCCACACGAACAAGUUAAAGUUGGUGAUUUCUUGAUUCCAAAGUUCAAAAUAGCUUUUGAUUUUGAGGCUUCUGGAGUUCUCAAGGGGCUGGGGUUGGUGCUUCCUUUUUCUGAAGGUGGUCUCACUGAGAUGGUAGACUCUAGUACGGGCCAGAAUCUCUAUGUUUCGGACGUAUUCCACAAGUCGGUAAUCGAGGUGAACGAGGAAGGCACAGAAGCUGCAGCGGCAACUGUUGCUGUAGUAAGAUAUGGGGCUGCUCUGCGGAGAGAGGAGGAUAAAGUGGAUUUCGUGGCUGAUCACCCAUUUCUAUUUGUUCUAAGGGAAGAUAUGACAGGGGUUGUGCUCUUCAUCGGUCAACUACUUAAUCCACUUGCUGGUUCAAGUAAAAGGAACAUAGCAAAUACCAACUGAUGAUCCCUUUGGCCUAAUCAACUACUUACUUCAUCCACUUGCUGGUAGAAGUAAAAUACCAACUAAUGAUGCCUUUGGCCUAAUAUCUUUAAUGUUGUUAUGCCCAAGGCUAUUAUGGUCGCCUUGGCCUUACGUUUGAGUCUCUUAAUGUUGGAGUUUUCAGGCUGAUGAUUAGUCCGAAAUUCGGGAAAUAUUUUUAUCUUUUUUUGUUUGUGUUCUUGGUUUUUUCUGUUUAGAGAGCUUAAAUAAUUUGAUAUGUGCUACUCAUGUGUGAGUAUGAGACUGCAUAUUGAGCUUAAAUGAUUUGAUUCCAAUAAUAUGCAUGUAUGAGACUGCAUAUGCGAUGAAAGCUUUAAUGAUU